CUUUCAGCCAUUUUCCCCAUCCUUCUUUUUGCCCCAUACACAUCAGACCACAUGUACACCAUAUGGAGCAAUCCACAUGGCAGCUUGUAACAGCAGUUAGAGCUACAGGUUUCUUGUGUUCCAAAGCUGAGGAUAUCUUCAUCUCAUUGAUUCUGCCUCAUGGUACAAGUGUCACAUUUUUGAAUAAUGCUACAGAAUCACAUCUUGAGUUUCGCUUGAAUUCUGCCUUCCAUUAUUACCACUGCUAGUUUAUUAUCAAUCAUUCACCAGGUGUGAGUAAGCUGCUCUGCCAGAUGUGCAAAUCAAUUCCAAAUAAUUUGCCUCCCAUCUUUAAACAGGAAGCAAAAAAACAGCAAAACAAAAAGCCCAAAAAAUAUGCCCUUCCAUGUGGGACUAUUAGGUCACCGUAACCUUGUUCCAUGCUCCAGUGGCCAUAACAUCACAACACCUGCUUUAGACAGCUUCAAGCAGGAAGAGUUCUGUCCACAGGCUCCUAACAGACAUCUGAGUUAUUAAUGGGAUGCCAUCUCGUGGGAUGGUGCUUAAAUAGUACUCCACAACCAAAGAGACCCAUGGAGCAUGUCCUUGAAGGGCAAGUUUGGAAACGGGAUGCUUUGCAAUCAAAAUCAUCAGUGUAGUGGAUCCUGAUGGCAAAGUCAACGAUGUACAAAUUUAGUCUGACUGCCAGCCAGCAACUUUUUAUGGUCUCGGAGCCUCAAUGAUUUCAACAAAGUUAUUGUUACGAUCCAAGAUGUGUCCCCAACUUAUUUUCUUGCUCAUAAGGAUGGUAUCUCUUGUACACCUUUACAUUUAAACAGUAUAAAGGGGUUGGUAAAUAUUGUUAAAUCUUUGCCAAAUGCUUUCCGAAGCAUGAAACCUCGGGCUGGAGACUUUUCUUAUCUAAACUGUUCUAAUGAAGAUUUUUCUAAUGAAAGGCAUCUGUUUGGGGGUAAUCCUGAUAGAGAGAUACUCAGCUGGACACUUCUCUUAUAGGCUGAGGAGAGGUGUGGUGGCACAGGGAGCAUAAGAUCUCAACACAUCAGACAGAUAAAACUGUGGUCUAUUCACCACAUUUAAAAGAUGUUGCCAUGGCUAUAUGUAAAGACAUAGAGCUACAGCAAUUGUGUUCUCUGUAUUAAGUCAUAGGCUUUAAUAAGCUUGUGAUGCCUACAUUAGUUGAUACACGACUGCGGUGAGCUUGUAGUUAAAUUCAGGAUUCCUGCCCAAGGUAAUAUCAAUUUAUUCUGUGAAUCAGUCAACUGAUCUUAGAGCAUCCUGUAAAGUUGAACCUGGAGAAGACCUGAAACCUGGCUUCUUGCUGUGCCCAAAUUUAAUACAAAUUAUAUGCCAUUUGGAACCAAGGAUGACCAGGGAGAACUUGGCAAGUAAAUUCCAUAGAAAAUGGCUACAUGAGUCACUUAAUGGCUCUGUUAAAAGCCCCGUGAAGUAGCACAAACACCAGUUCGGAAAGACGCAGUGGCUAGUUAUUCAUGUCUCAGAGUAAGCUGUACCCACACCAGGUGGUAGCUGUUGUAUGGCAGGUGAAAUCUAGUUAGUGGAUGGAAACUAGGAGAAAUUUUCAGUACUGGUGCCAUGCUGAAAAUAAAAUUUGUUGCUAUUAAUAAAUAUGUUGAUUGAUUUUUGUCAAUUACAUAGACAGUUCCAGACUGAUCUGGAGAGACCUGCUGCAAAUGAAGUGCAACAACACUAAUAGACUAUGUUCACAAGGGACAUUACACAUCUGAAAUUAAAUGGCAGCUUAUUAUAAUGGCUUAUUAUAACAGUGAACAAUAACAUGGUUUAAAACGUUGUCCCUUAAGAAUACAGAUUUUGUUUAGCAUACAGUAGAAUGACUGCAGAAUUUUUACUGACGUUUAUGUAACAGAAUGUCCUCUUUGUUUGCUUUGUUUCCUGUUGGCUGUAAAACCAAUUAUUACCAAACUAUUCCUUAUUUGUAAAAGCCCUACUUAAAGCUGUAAUUAUCUCCAUGUUUCUGAAUUACACUGUUCGAAUUAAAUGUGCAGAUAUUUCUCUGUUUGCCAAGUGAAGAAUAAACACAUUAGCACAUUAUUAUAGAAUGACACUGGAUACACAUGCCUAAAUACAUGUGUUUAACUCAACCAGCAGAAAAUUCUAAUCAAACAACUAUUAUAUUAUUUUAAUAAGCUGUGGCGAAUCAGUUUGGGCUGUAAAUACUUAUUUGUAGAGUGUAAAAAGAAAGAUGUCUCAAUUUGCAUAUUGUCAUUAGAGUUACUGUAUAGUUAUAGAAAGCCAGUUCAUGUAAUACUUCUGCCUCUUUUUUCUGUUUUGACAUGCAAAACUCAAUUUUUAAAGAGCUCAAUCUAGAAGAAUAACAGCAAAGGUGAGAUGAUUUGCCAGAACCAUUUCGUAGUUUUCUGGGCCUGGCUCAAGGUCAUAUCCUUCGGUGGAGUUUUAACACAUAAUAGCAUGACAGAUUAUAACAUUUAAAGAAUACACUGUGAGUGGCAGUUAAAUUUGAUGUUCAACAUUAAACAGUGUUGUUUUGCUUUGAGUGUGAAAUUAGAAGCAGUCCUCAAAUGGUCAGCUUGCCAAAUUUGUCUGCCUGCAUCACUUUAUUCUGUGCCCAUUACUCUGUCCUGGUGACAGUAUAACAAUGGAGCAAAGCUUCAGGAUUAUUCACCAGCAGUCCAGGCCAGAGACACGUUGUGUAAAGGAAUUAUCUGGCAUGCACCAAUGGAGUAACAGUGUUGUAUCCUUUAUUUACCAUUCAGCUGGCUUGUUGCAUGGUAGACAAAAUAACCUCUCGGGCUGGGUGGCUUGUUUUUGUGGUUGUUGUGUUGCAGAAAUUGUCUCUCUCAUUUGUGCUUGCGAUGGACAGGGACCUGAAUCUCAACAGGGCGGAAACCUUUACAUACAUUAAUCCCUGGAUCGGUUAUUUCCUCUUGGUUUUUAGCUUCACUUUCUGGGUGUUUUCUUUAUGUAUUGUUGCUAUAGGAGUAUAUGCUAAAGUUCAGAAAGCAGCAGACCCAGGCCGAGACGCAUUCCGCAUCGAUCCAGCCUUCAUAUUAAUAGUGGUGGGUGUUGUCAUGUUUUUCAUCACCUACUGUGGAUGCAUCAGAACACUGCAAGAAAAGAGUCACCUCUUUAAAACAUUUUCUUUCAGCCUCACUCUGGUCUUCCUCGCCCAACUGAUAAUAGCAAUCCUGGGCUUUAUUUAUUCCUUUCAGAUACAGGAUGCUCUGGGCAAGCUUGUGAAGAAAACCAUUGUUCAUUACCAUGACGACCUGGACCUUCAAAAUCUCAUGGACUACAUUUAAUAAGAGUUCAUGUGCUGUGGCUGGAACAACUACACAGACUGGUCCUGGAACAUCUACUUUAACUGCAGUCAGAGAAACCCAAGCAAGGAGACAUGUGCAGUUCCUUUCUCCUGCUGCACCCCAAGAGAGGUCAAACAUGAUCAAAACCAUGUGUGUUUUUGGGUUCAAACUCAAAAGCACUUGGAGGAUGCGGCGUCCAUUUACACAGAGGGAUGUUCUGACAGUGCAGUGACGUGGACUGAAUCUCAUCUGCUGUUAGUCGGGACUCUGGCUUUGGGUCUCGCUCUACCACAGAUUGCAGGUAUUGUGCUCUCUCAGAUGCUCGUUUCUCAGAUCAACAGCGAGAUUAACUCACUGCUGUAGAGAUCACAGAAGAGAGAACUCUGGGUUAUUCCGAUUUAGAAAUAAGACUAUUAUUUGUUUAUGUACUUGCUGCAUGCAGUUUUAUAAAUAUA
Messenger RNA from Tachysurus fulvidraco (yellow catfish), 3754 nucleotides. RefSeq names its product tetraspanin 33b (gene tspan33b). The transcript is spliced from 9 exons. NCBI's taxonomy places the organism in Eukaryota, Metazoa, Chordata, Actinopteri, Siluriformes, Bagridae. The record is from RefSeq and is a predicted model, not a curated record. Gene Ontology annotation, cellular component: membrane.